CUCAUGUGUUGUUCUUGUCGUCUCCGUCUUUCUUCCCCCAUUUCUUACACCACUUUCUGUUAAAGAGAUUAAAAGAGAUAUUUUUUUUAUUGUCUGUUCUGUUUUCUCUGUUUCCUUAACUGUAACUUUUCUUGCGUUAAUUAACAAUUCACAACAGAGAAAAAACAGAGUAGAGGAGCUUUUUUCAAACUUUCUGCCUUUUUUUAUAAGAAAAAUUGAAUCUUGUGAACCGGAAUUGGGUAUGUGUGUAAAAUUUGAAAACAGGAGAAAAAGGUGGGGAGACUGGGAGAGUGAUUUAUAGAGAGAGAAAGAGAUAGAGAUAGAUAGAGAGAGAAUGGGGUGUUGGUAUUCGAGGGUAGAGAGGGAAGAACUGGUUUCAAGAUGCAAAGCUCGGAAGAGUUAUAUGAAACAGUUGGUGAAGGCCAGGCAAGCUUUCUCUGCUUCUCAUUCUAUGUAUCUCCGGUCUCUCAGAAACACCGGCUCUUCCCUUCUUCAGUUCGCAACCGCCGAGAUCAAUCUCUGCCACCUUCCUCCGCCUCCGCUGCCGUCUCCGCCACCUCCGCCUCCACCUCCUCCUCCGCCGCCGCUCAGCCCCACUGCCACUUCCGCCACGUGGACCACCUCCUCCACCACUACUUCAUCUGUCAUCCGCCCGCCUCCUCCCCCGCCGUCUCCGCCGCACGGGUCCGGGUGGGAUUUCUGGGACCCUUUUCUCCCUGCCGCAGUGAGGUCCGGGAAUGAGGAGGAGUGGGAGGGGACCACCGUUACUUCCGAGGUUGCCGUCACAACCACCGCAUGUGACGCCAGCGUGGCGGCUCCGCCGUCCGUGGUCAGUCAGUUCUCGAAAGACACCGCCGCCGCCAGCGAUCUUGCGGUGGUCGUCUCCACCAAGGGCAAGGAUUUGCUGGAGAUCGUCAAGGAGCUGGAUGAGUACUUUCUCAAAGCUGCGGAUGCGGGCGGCCAAGUCUCAUUGCUCUUGGACGUCCCCGGAGGUUCUCUCUCCGACAGAACAUCCUCAGGGAGAAGUAUCGGGCCAAUGCUGUGGUCAUUCGGGUCAAGUCCGAAAUGGAAUGGGUUUGGGAGAUGCUAUGAUGAUUCAAUGGCUAAUAAUGUAAUUUGUGGGGAUGGCAAUUCCAGCCAUUGUUCCACAGUGGAGAGAUUGUGUGCAUGGGAGAAGAAGCUCUAUCUGGAAGUUAGGAAUGCAGAGACACUGAAACUAGAGCAUGAGAAAAAAGUUGGACAGUUAAGGAAGCUAGAAUUGACAAGAGGGGAUUAUGUGAAGACAGAGAAGACAAAGAAAGAGGUUGAGAAGUUGGAAUCCCAGCUGAUGGUGGCCACCCAAGCUAUAGAAACUACCUCUGCUGAGAUUGUCAAAUUGAGAGAGUCAGAGCUUUAUCCCCAACUUGUUAAUCUUAUCAAAGGAUUGAUGCAGAUGUGGAGGAGCAUGUAUGAGAGCCAUCAGGUUCAAACACACAUAGUCCAACAGCUCAAAUAUUUCAGUACCACACAGUCGUCGGACCCCACAUCCGAAAUCCACAGACAGUGUACUCUCCAGCUCGAGCUCGAAGUCCAACAAUGGCACAUCUCCUUCUGCAACCUCGUAAAAUCCCAACGUGACUACAUUCAGUCCCUCACCGGAUGGCUCCGGCUCAGCAUGUUCCAGCUUAAUCACAAACUGAUGCAGAAGCCCAGCAGUCAAGACUCCCUGGUGUACUCAUUAUGUGAAGAGUGGCAUCUCGCGGUAAAUAAUGCCCCUGACAAGGUUGCAUCAGAAGGAAUUAAGAGUUUCCUAAGCGUGAUCAAUGGGAUUGUUGUCCAACAGACAGAAGAGGUAAAGCAGAAGAAACGGUCUCAGUUGGCAUUCAAAGAGCUUGAGAAGAAGGCGAAUGAGCUGAGGUCAUUGGAGUCUAAGUACGGUCCGCACUCAAUGUCAGAAAGUUCUGGAAGCAAGAAUCCGGUAGGUAUGACACGGGCUAGAGUGGACGCGUUAAGGGCCAAGGCCGAGGAUGAGAAGGCUAAGUAUGACAAGGCGGUUAGUGUGACGAGGUCAAUGACAUUGAACAACCUACAGAUGGGGCUACCCCACGUGUUUCAGGCCGUGACGGGAUUCGCUAAUGUGUGCACGCAUGCAUUUGAGUCUGUGUACAACCAGGCUAAGAGCAGCAAUGGAUUGAGUGACAUGAAGAGGAUUUCACUCUAGUUAUGCAGCUGCUGCCAUGUGUCAAUGUAUAGUAGAUGUGUGCUUUUUCCACCCCUCGCACAAUCAUCUUCACUUCUGUGUAAGUAGUGUUUGAUGGUCUGAGUUAGUUUUUUCCUGGUUUUUACUUUUUAGUGGUUUUCAAGAAUCAUUCCUUAUUCAUCUUACAAAGUUCUGCUUGAAGUUUAGGAAUGCCACUAAACUCUGCAUGUUCUUGAAUCUGCUAACUGUAGAGCGAAUCUUACAUAAAAUUUGUCAGUAAUUAUGGGGAAAAUGGCAUCCCACUAUGGGCCCUUCUGUGGUGG
Cuscuta europaea is the source of this 2502-nucleotide messenger RNA. NCBI's taxonomy places the organism in Eukaryota, Viridiplantae, Streptophyta, Magnoliopsida, Solanales, Convolvulaceae. The record is from the annotation of a GenBank genome assembly.